GUCUGUGUCUGUAUGUAACGCGCAUGCGCACUGAGGCCGUCCUACAAGCCCCCCUACACACCCCCUACCCAAGAUGGCGGCCGGAGACGCGGCCUAAACCGCUGAGGAGAUUACAUUUUUUUGUUAAUUUUUUUAAACUUAUUUUUUUUAAUUGAAACAACAACAAUUUAAAAUAAACCUUUAACUCGCUUUGAUGGGCAACAUCGCCGCCGCUUUCCGCGAGCGUCUCGGCGGCGGCGGCGGCGGCGGAGGCGGCUGCGAGUGUGGCCGCAAGCGGAAGAGGCCACGACCGCGGAGGCUCCGCGAGCCCGGGGGAGACCCCGAGUCGGACUCGUCGGAGGCGGAGGAGGAGCCGCGGGGACCCCGCAGGAAGAGGUCCCGCUGUACCUCUGUAUACAUAUACAAGACUCUCUUCCUCCACGGGGAGAACAGCGACAUCAAGAUCACGGCUCUGGGACAAACGUGGAACCUGCACAAGAUUUACUUGUGCCAGUCACCGUACUUCGGCAGCAUGUUCAGCGGCUCGUGGAAGGAGUCAAGCGCCGAGGAGGUGACCCUGCAGAUCCCGGACGCGGCCAUCGACGUGGAAGCGCUCCAGACGGCAUUUGGGUCUCUGUACCGGGAUGAUGUCCUCAUCCAGACGGAGCGAGCCGUGCCACUGCUGGCUGUGGCCAGCCUACUCCAGCUCGAGGGUCUGAUGCAGCGCUGUGUAGAGGCUAUGCAGGACUGCCUCUCCAGCCGCUUGGUCUGCAGAUUUCACCAAGCGGCACUCACCUACGGGCAGAGCGCGCUAGCCAGCUCGUGUCUUUCUUGGCUCCACCACAACUUGAUGACUCAGCCAAGCACAGAGCUACUCAAGGAGAUCAGUGUGGACCUCAUGGACCUGGUGGUCUCCUCCUCGGAGCUCUUCGUCAUGCAGGUUGAGAUGGACAUCUACAGCCUGCUCAAGAAGGUGACUACACUACACUAUACACCACACACUAUACUCUACUAUAUACUACACUAUAUACUAUACUAUACACUACACACUCCACUAUACACUACACUAUAUACUAUACUAUACACUACACUAUACACUAGCUAA
Petromyzon marinus (sea lamprey) is the source of this 1084-nucleotide messenger RNA. It is a transcript of the gene GMCL1, whose product is annotated as germ cell-less 1, spermatogenesis associated. Gene Ontology annotation, molecular function: protein binding. The record is from RefSeq and is a predicted model, not a curated record. Lineage: Eukaryota; Metazoa; Chordata; Hyperoartia; Petromyzontiformes; Petromyzontidae. Gene Ontology annotation, biological process: germ cell development.